Adineta steineri is the source of this 429-nucleotide messenger RNA. The record is from the annotation of a GenBank genome assembly. Lineage: Eukaryota; Metazoa; Rotifera; Eurotatoria; Adinetida; Adinetidae.
AUGGGUGCCGCAACAAGUUCAAAUACAAAACGUUAUUCAGAUAAAUUUAAUUCAAAUAUUUAUAGUACACCACCAAAAUCAAAUAAUGGUGGAAAACUUAAUCGUGUUGUUCAACUUCAAUGUGAUCCGCGUUCGCCGACUGAUGGUAUAUCUCGAACACCAAUUCAAAUUGAUAGUCAAUUACCAAUUGCACCUUUAAAAUUAUAUAAUCAUGUUAUACCUCAUAUUGUAGGUCCUGAUUUAAUUCUACCCGAAGUAAUCGAUGAUAGUAAUCAAGAGAAUGAAAUACGUCAUCGUCAACAAAAACUUGAUAUUGUUGGACAUGACACAAAACGUUCAAGUGGUAUUGAACCAUCAUUAGAUCCAACUAAAGUAUUAACUACUUUGAUGGCUAAUCAUAAUGGACAAUUACCACCAUAUCAACUAUGA